Molecule: messenger RNA, 1011 nt
Organism: Oncorhynchus kisutch (coho salmon)
Lineage: Eukaryota; Metazoa; Chordata; Actinopteri; Salmoniformes; Salmonidae
Gene: slc43a2a
Product: solute carrier family 43 member 2a
Exons: 5
Biological process (GO): neutral amino acid transport
Molecular function (GO): neutral L-amino acid transmembrane transporter activity; L-amino acid transmembrane transporter activity
Source: RefSeq, a predicted model, not a curated record
UCUGAUUGGCUGUAGCAGUGUUCCAGCGGCACCUCCGGCAGCCAAUAGGAAGACAGGAGCGCGUGUAAAAGCUCCUCCGUGCAGAUGUCGGUUAUUGAAAGAAAGAAAGAAAGAAAGAAAGAAAGAAAGAAAGAAAGAAAGAAAGAAAGAAAGAAAGAAAGAAAGAAAGACAGACAGAAAGACAGAAAGAGAGAAAGAGAAAGCUGGAGGGUUGAUAUCUCCGAGGAACAUAUCAAAAGAAGAAGAAUUGAAGAAUUCUGAAAAACUCUGAAUUUCUGUCUCGGCUGUCUGUGUGGGACUCACAGACCUGUGAACCCUGAUCUCCAGAGAUACUGGCAGAGGGCCUCACUACAUUCUGUCUAGAACAUUUUCUUCUUCUCCCCCCCCACCCCCUCGUCUGGUCAUGGCUCCGUCCCUGGCCACAGCAUUCGCCAGGCGAUGGUGGAUGGCAUUGACAGCCAUCAUAGAGAACCUGUUUUUCUCAGCUGUCCUGCUGGGCUGGGGAUCACUACUCAUCAUGCUGAAGUCUGAAGGUUACUACUCCUACAUGUGCAAUGGAGAAGGUAACCACACCUCCUCCCCCAACCUGUCUGUCCCCCACCCUCCACCAGGGGUCAAUGAUGAAUACAGUGAUUACUACUCAGAGGAGGAGGGUGUGGUGGGGCUGGGGGAUGGAGUAGAGAUGAGGCCUCUGGCUCCCCAGGACCAUUACGGACCCAUGAGGAUGAACGGCUGGCUCAUCUGUAAGGACCAGGAUGAGAUGUUGAACCUGGCCUUCACCGUGGGAUCAUUUCUCCUCUCAGCCAUCACUCUGCCGCUGGGCAUCGUCAUGGACAAAUACGGCCCACGAAACCUACGACUACUGGGCAGUGCCUGUUUCUCCUUUUCCUGUCUCCUCAUCUCCUACGGUGCAUACAAUCCUGAUGAGCUGUCUGUACUCAUCUUCAUCGCUCUGACGUUCAACGGCUUCGGAGGCAUGUGCAUGACCUUCACCUCCCUCACGGUAAGAGA